AUGCCAUUGUCUAAAUUGCUUGAAUUUGCGAGUAAAGAACUUUCAUAUAAUUUCAAUGAAUAUGAGACUUUAGGAGGCCUAUUGAACAUAACAUUUAACAAUUUGGUAGAAUUAAUAAUAACUAUAUGGGCAUUGGUGGAUGGUCAAAUUCGCGUUGUCCAAGCUACAGUGCUAGGGUCUAUAUUUUUAAAUAUUCUACUUGUAUUAGGAUUUUGUUUCUUCUUUGGCGGAAUUAAUAUUCUUAGAAAGAAAAAGCUUGAACAAAGCUUUGAUCCAACUGUUGCACAAAUGAGUUCUAGUUUAAUGACAGUGGCGUUUAUCACUCUAGCUUUACCUGCUGCAUUCAGCCUUUUUAUCAACAAAGAUUCUGGCAAAAUUGAUGAUAAUCUCUUAUAUAUGAUGAUUAUUGCUUUUUCAGCCGAAUUUCUCGUAAAAUCAAUUGAUGGAGUUGUUAGUUCUCUUGGUAUAAGCAGAACUUUUCUUGGGUUGAUUUUGCUACCUAUGGCUAGUAAUAAUGCUAAGUGUACGACCUCCGUUAUUAAUGCAAUUAAUGAUAAAAUGGAUUUAGCCAUUAAUGAUUCUUUUGGAAGUUCAACU
Molecule: messenger RNA, 597 nt
Organism: Dentiscutata heterogama
Lineage: Eukaryota; Fungi; Glomeromycota; Glomeromycetes; Diversisporales; Gigasporaceae
Source: the annotation of a GenBank genome assembly